This is a messenger RNA of Lineus longissimus, 2559 nucleotides long. RefSeq names its product proline dehydrogenase 1, mitochondrial-like. The record is from RefSeq and is a predicted model, not a curated record. Bases 119 to 1771 code for a protein of 550 amino acids. Lineage: Eukaryota; Metazoa; Nemertea; Pilidiophora; Heteronemertea; Lineidae. Gene Ontology annotation, molecular function: calcium ion binding; proline dehydrogenase activity; FAD binding. The transcript has 13 exons. Gene Ontology annotation, cellular component: mitochondrion.
GAAAUCGGCGUACGCAAAAUCUACCGAAAACGAACCUUAUUGUGAGGCUUACUCCAAGAUUGACUUGGCUUUUGAAAGUGCAGAGGAAGCAUACAAGUCAAAGACAACCUUUGAACUGAUGAGGGCUUCCCUUGUCCUUAGAUUGUGCUCCAUAGAAUGGAUUGUUAACAGAAAUAAGGAGAUAAUGGAUUGGACCCGUAAGGUACUUGGUAAUCGUAUCUUUACUUGGGCAAUGAAGGCCACCUUCUUUGGCCACUUUGUUGCCGGCGAAAACCAAGAUGACAUUAAACCAGCGAUUGCAAGGAUGCAGCAUUUUGGGGUAAAGUCUAUACUUGACUACAGCGCUGAAGAGGAUUUGUCCAGGUCUCAGGCUCAAGAUGCUGAAAUGGAAUCAUGUUUGUCGGCUGCAGAAGUAGGAGGCGACACACCACCACCAGCUCCUCAGGUUCAGACUAAGGUUGGUGACAAAGUCAAAUUCCGUGCCCAUCGAGAAUUUGGCGAUCGUCGUGAGAAUGUGGUCAGUGCAAGAACGUACUUCUAUGAAGACGAGGCCCACUGUGAUAAAAAUAUGGACAUAUUCCUUUCAUGUAUUGAUGCUGUUUCCGGUUCAACUAUGCGUACCGGAUUUGCAGCUGUAAAAUUGACAGCGCUGGGGCGCCCACAAUUACUGUUACAAAUGUCGGAGGUGUUAGUCCACCUGCGACAAGUGUUCAAUGUGAUAGCGGGACCUGAUAACACCCUUGACGGAAAGCCUAUCAACCCGACGAUAAACCUCGAGUCUUUCAUGAGUCGGUUGCAUGAGCUCGGCAUAAAGAUGAAAUCCGAAGAGAAAAAGAAGUGGUUCACUUUGUUGGAUACAACGAAGGAUGGAGAAAUAGAUCUUCUUGAUUGGCAUAAUAUCCUUGACAGUAUGAUGAAUCUUGCCAAAGUGCUGAAUGUUAGAAAUAUUCAGACGGGGAAACCUUUCGUCAGUUGUUUAAAAGAAGAAGAAAUGGUUCAGAUGGAGAACAUGUUACAUCGAAUCAACACUGUGGUCCAGCAUGCAAAAGACAAAGAUGUACGGGUGAUGAUCGAUGCAGAGCAGACGUACUUCCAGCCCAGCAUCAGUAGAUUCACCAUGGAGAUGAUGAGGAAAUACAACAAAGAAAAGGCUAUUGUUUUCAACACAUAUCAAUGUUAUCUAAAGGAUGCCUUAAAUGCAAUUCGAGUAGACCUCAAUCUCUCUGCGCGGGAAAACUUCUACUUCGGUGCCAAACUCGUCCGAGGGGCUUACAUGGACCAGGAGCGUCUCAGAGCGGAAACGUUAGGAUACCCUGACCCCAUCAAUGACACGUUUGAAGACACCACGGCGAUGUAUGAAUCGGUAUUAGAUGAAGUCAUGACGCAAAUCAACCAGAGACCGCGGGGAGAGAUUGCUGUUAUGAUUGCUAGUCAUAAUGAGAACACUGUUAGAAACACUCUGGAAGUGAUGAGACAGAAUAACGUGAAGCCAUCUGAUCGAAUUCUUUGCUUUGGACAACUCUAUGGCAUGUGUGACCAGAUGAGCUUCCCUCUGGGACAAGCCGGAUACUCUGUUUAUAAGUAUGUACCGUUUGGACCUGUGAAUGAGGUGGUGCCGUACCUUUCAAGGCGGGCGUACGAAAACAAAGGAAUACUCAAGAAAGUACAAAAAGAACGCCGUCUGCUUGGGAAUGAAAUCAAACGCAGGUUAUUAAAAGGACAGAUUUUCUAUGACCCCUGUGAAAGUCAUCCACCAGCUCCUCCAAUCUAAGGCUCAGAGACCCCUGGUUUCGUGAUGGGGGGGGGGGGGAGUCGGUCUAAACUUGGGGAAGGAGGAUAUGUUCCUUUAUAUUCUGCCAGAGGAGGGACCAGCAGGAACAGGACUCAUGCACGUAGAUGUGAAGAAGAUGGAGAAGUGUUGGCUCUUUGCAGAGCACACAAAUAACUUCUAAAACUUUUCUAGGGGGGGGGGGCUGCCAUGACAUCAAAACCUUCUUGCAUUGACUUGGUAGGCAUUUAGAAUUCUGUCGUUUCUGAUCAGCUUGUAUUGGAAUGUGAUACUAUUUUGGGUCCAAUGGACUGUCUUGUCAUUUGAAUGAUAUCUUACAGCUGUAUAAAAUUUGUGAUAGAAUGCCUGUAUGUAACUAUGUUACCAUAAUCUUUGGCACCCUAAGUUCCAAUCAUGUCCAAUCAUGUCGUUAGAAGUGACGUUGGCGUCAUGUCCUUGCGCUUCUGUUGUAAAUUACUGAAGGAGAUAACGCUUAGUUAAGCUAAUGAUGGCAUUUGUCUGUGAAUGCCAUAGGAGCAACGAGGCCCUGGUAAUCAAAGGAGUUCAUGGUUGACAAGAACAAACAAGUUCUUGCAAUUAGCAUUAUGGAGAGCACUAUGUCUGACAUGUCAGUGGAGAUAGACUUUAAAACUUUCUGCAGUGAUACUGAUAUUACAAUAAAAGUGUGUUAGUCUUAUCAUGUGUGACUAUUUUAGAAUGAUAUGUACAUAAAGACAAUGUAUAGAAAGUGAUAAUGGUAUUGAAGUAAAUAAAUAGAUUUUUUCAUGGAA